This is a messenger RNA of Erigeron canadensis, 1769 nucleotides long. RefSeq lists its product as uncharacterized. The record is from RefSeq and is a predicted model, not a curated record. Gene Ontology annotation, molecular function: protein binding. NCBI's taxonomy places the organism in Eukaryota, Viridiplantae, Streptophyta, Magnoliopsida, Asterales, Asteraceae. The transcript is spliced from 2 exons. Bases 106 to 1575 code for a protein of 489 amino acids.
UGCUUAAAUUAAAACAAUUCUUUCACUAGUCAAACCCCCCCAACCCAUAUCUUUCCCACUACUAGCAGCAGCAGCAGCACCGCUACCUUCAGAUCUUCACCGCCGAUGGACCCACCGCCGAUGGACCCACCACCACCGUCUGCCACCACAACUACCACCACCACCACCAUUGACCCACCGCAUUCCCAUUCCCUUCCACCAUUACCCACAUCCAAACUCCGGCUAAUGGUCAGCCACAGUGGCCACAUAGUCCCCCGCCCACAAACCAAAUCUUUAUGCUACGCUGGUGGCGAAACUCGUAUAGUCGCCGUUGACCGUCGUACCACCGCCGCCACCAUCACUUCUCUGACCCACCAUCUUUCACGUACCUUAUAUAACAACCGUCCAUUUUCACUUAAAUAUCAACUUCCAAAUGAAGACCUUGAUUCCUUAAUUUCGAUUUCAUCCGAUGAAGACUUACAAAACAUGUUGGAAGAACAUGACCGUAUUGCUAGUUCCAGCUCCCCUGCACCUUCACGUAUCAGAUUGUUUCUUUUUCCGACCCGACCCGAAUCAGUUGGGUCUUUGUUGCUUGACCCAAAAUCCGAAACUUGGUUUUCUGAUGCUUUGAAAAGUAGUAUGAUUAUUAAUAGAGGGUUGUCUGAUGAUGGGUUGAGUACUGGGUUGGGAAUAGGUGGUUUGGAUUGUUGUGAGAGUUUGAUGAAUAGUGGUGAUGAUUCGGGUAAAGGGUCGGGUUCGGUUCAGGAAUCGAUGGUUUUGGAGACGUGUUCGUCUUUCGGGUCGAUUAAUUCGUCUGUUUCAGGUGUGAAUUUGAAUGGGGUUGGAGUUGGUAAUGAGGAUGGAAGUGGUGGUAAGAUUAAAGCUGUCAAUGCACCUGGCUGUAUUGAAAGUGAUAAUUCUGCACGUAUUUAUCGAGACCAAGUGAUUCCUGAGUCAGAGAGCAUCAUCUACAAUCCUUCACCUACGAUGCAGAUGCCAAGAAACUUGCAAGUUCCUGGCUAUCAGAUACAACACAUUCCUGACCAAAGACAGCAGCCAGUGCAGUAUAUUCCUACGGGAUCUCCUCAUUACAUGCAAUAUCCAACAGGACCGUUACCCAUCUCAUCAUACUACCCGAUGUACGUCCCAUAUCAGCAGCAGCAGCCAAAUCAGGCCUACCCUAUCUAUGUGAUGCCCAUGGGGCCCACCGACCGAUCUUACAACAUGUCUGCUCAAGGAGAUAUAAAUGGAUCUUUGAGUCAUCCUCCUUUGCAUACUCAUAUUCCAAGUCCGCAUGUUGCUUACAAGGAGGGCAUGGUAUUUCAGUCACCAUCUGAACAGGCAGCAGUUGCAUCGCAAACUACUCCAUCUAACCAGGUUCCUUCUCAGCCUCCUCAACACACGGGCCCUACUGCUACUGCGACUCCUACUUAUGAAAAUGAGUAUGAAAACGACCUUGCUUAUGCUCAGAUUUACAAGAGCCAGCCGUCAGCACCUGUGUUUCCCUCUCCAAUAUUUGAGACCACGAAGAAACCAGAAUCAAUGCCCUUGUCUGAUUCAUCAGCACAGCUACAAACUGGGAUGUCACAACAAUAAUGCAGCUGCUAACUUUUUUUCAAAGUGUGUGCCUUUAGUGUCGGUAUGUGUUUGUAUUUUACUAUUUUAGUGAUCUAUUUACUAAUUUCUUUUCUUUGAGUCCCCUGUUUUGUGUUCAGGGUGUCUUCUCUCAUUGUGGUAUUAUGUUAUAACUUAUCUAUAUCUAUAUCUAUUGUAGAGUAAGUUAUAUGUUU